This is a messenger RNA of Aplysia californica (California sea hare), 1406 nucleotides long. RefSeq names its product acetylcholinesterase-1-like. The transcript is spliced from 5 exons. The coding region runs from base 26 to 1081 and encodes 351 amino acids. NCBI's taxonomy places the organism in Eukaryota, Metazoa, Mollusca, Gastropoda, Aplysiida, Aplysiidae. The record is from RefSeq and is a predicted model, not a curated record.
AGGGUUCGCCAAUCAUUGCCCAAAGAUGUGGACUUCGACUACGCUCGCCGUCCUAUGUGGCUGCACUUUCCUGCUCACAGGACCUGGUUUUGCCAACGGUCAACUGGUCACCUCAUUCUCUGGAACCUACCAGGGUUCCACUCUUACUGGAGACAACGGUCAGCCAUACAACGCUUUUCGGGGAAUCCCUUAUGCGGAACCGCCCACUGGCGACUUGAGGUUCAAGAAAACUGUGCCCAUAGCACCCUUUUUUGGGAGCGUGUACAAUGCUACAGAGUUCGGGCCCUUCUGUAUGCAGGACUCCACAUGGAUUGAUAUCAUGGGCCCAGGACAAGAGGACUGUCUCUAUCUGAAUGUAUUCACUCCCACCUCUAUGCCCGAGGGUGGCACGCUUCGAAAGGUGUUUGUUUACAUCCACGGAGGGAGCAACCUAGGAGGAAACUCUAACACCAUCUUCCCCGGAACGCUAGUGACGACCUUUGACCUAGUUGUCGUGACCUUGAACUACCGUCUCGGCACCUUUGGUUUCCUCAGCACCCUGACCCCGGACUGCCUCGGCAACUUCGGCCUGUGGGAUCAGAUCCGGGCUUUGGAGUGGGUCAGAGACAACAUCCAAGCUUUUGGGGGUGACCCUCAGGCUGUCACGUUGGGUGGAGAGUCUGCUGGAGCCUUUGACACCUCAGCCUUAGCAUUAUCUACCGGUGUGCAGGGACUGUUCCAGAGAGUUAUCGUCCUUAGUAAAGCCACGGGGCUCAGUGCAUCAGGCUGGAAUGAUAAUCCUCAAGUGACCACCGUCAGAGCUGCGCGAAGUGUAGGCUGUAUUAAGCAAGAAGAUAAGAACCCAGUAACAGAAGCUGAUUGGACGCCCGUGAUCACGUGUUUAAAACAACUACCUGCACAGCGAUUGGCUAACACCAGUGCUUUGAACUUUGCUCGGACAGACGUUUUCUCGGCAGUGAAAGAUGGGGAUCUGUUUCCUUACGGAGUAAGUUUAGGUAUCUAUCUAUCUAUCUAUCUAUCUAUCUAUCUAUCUAUCUAUCUACCUAUCUAUCUAUCUAUCUAUCUAUGUCUCGCUCUGUGAGAGAGUGUCUCUUCGCGUUUGUCUAUCUUCGUGUUUGUCUCUCUAUCUGUCUGUCUGAUACCCUUUCCUUGUUUAUUGUAAUCUGACAUUUUUCUGCCAAUUUUUUUUUGUUGGCUUAACACCACUGCUGUCCAAUUACGAACACAUUUUUCGGUGGUUUUUUUAAAAACUGAAAAACGUUGAUUAAAGGCACAAAACAUGUAAGUUUUUAAAAGUUUCCACAGACUAUUAACCUCUGGAAAUAUCCAAGCAUUUUCUCGCUAAUUCUACCUUUGAAACCAGACAAUCUCACCUUCUUCAAUCUCAAAUAUCUGAACUUCUAAAC